Messenger RNA from Guyanagaster necrorhizus, 276 nucleotides. RefSeq lists its product as uncharacterized. NCBI's taxonomy places the organism in Eukaryota, Fungi, Basidiomycota, Agaricomycetes, Agaricales, Physalacriaceae. The transcript is spliced from 3 exons. Bases 1 to 276 code for a protein of 91 amino acids. The record is from RefSeq and is a predicted model, not a curated record.
AUGAACGCACUGUCUCGUCGGGAAGAGGACAGCCUGUUAAAGGCUACCAAAGCCUACGCGCUCAAACAAGACGAACCAGAAUUUGCAGAUUGCAUGUCAGGACGUUUAAUUUCGGUGGCUUGGGCCUGCAAAGACAAGCUGAGGGUAGUCGAAAAGUGCAUGAUUCAAUAUACUGGACCGGAGUCUAUGGACAUCGUUCGUGGGGAGUACCUCAAGUUGCGAAACCAACGGCAAGAAGAAAAACGCAAACUUUUUGACGAGUCUUUGAGAUCGUAG